CUCCCUUAUACUUUCAGUACUAUACUGAUUCACAAGUUCAUUGUGUUAGUUCCGGCGCCUGGGAGGAUUUUGGUCAACUAUAUGACUGUUUGAAAAAUCGGAUCGAUCUCGAGGGUCCAUUGAAAAAUUACGAGUUUAUUAUUGGUGAUGAAAAAAUGGAUUUUGUUUGGACAAAAAUGCAAAUCAUCGACUUCCUUAAACAACAGAAGUGUUCGGGUGAUAAUCCAGUUAGGAUAUCUAAAGUAAAAAAAGGAAAAGCGGAUGAACCAUCAAAGUCGUUAUAUCGUCCUAGAAAUGAGGAAGAUGAGGAAAUCGUCCAGAAAGCUUUUAAUAGAACUUUUCAAGAUCCAAGUAACCUUUCGGAAAGGUUUAUACAAUUUAUUGACAAGUGUCUGGAUAAAUACGAAACAACGAGUAACGAAUAUUAUGCGCCAUAUACAACUUUAAUUCAAGCCAGUGGCACAGGGAAAUCCAAAUUAUUGAUAAGUGUUGCCGAAGAGAUAAUGACCGUAUACUGCUGUUUGCGGGAAUUCGGAUCAAGUGGCUAUCCACCCAGAUCGAAUAUUGCCGGAACACUAAUAAAAGAGUUUGAUAGUGAACAAGAAGCCAAAGCUUCCUAUCUUGCGUACAUAUGCGCAUGUUUUCAAAAGAUGCAGGAUUUCGAUGGAGAUUGUAAGAAAUGGUUGGAUGGGCAUACCAAUAAAAAUUUGCAAGAGAAUUUUUGGAGAGAUGUUGAAAACAGAAUGAAAUCUAUCAAGGACGAUUUAAUGAAAUGUUCUACGGAUAUUAAAUACCUGUUUGCAUUCGAUGAAGCUCGUAUGCUGAUUGGUAAGAAGGGUGGAAGUAAGAACGUUGAAAAAAAUUCACCGUUCUAUUAUAUUCGACGUGCUUUAAUUCUCUUACCCGAAGGAUCAGGAAUUUUUGCGGUCUUUACGGACACACAUUCAAAUAUUUCGAACUUUUCGCCUACUUCUUACCUCGAUCCAUCUAAAAGAGUUGCAGAGGAAGG
Messenger RNA from Racocetra persica, 1009 nucleotides. The record is from the annotation of a GenBank genome assembly. Lineage: Eukaryota; Fungi; Glomeromycota; Glomeromycetes; Diversisporales; Gigasporaceae.